CUUCAAUUGAGAAUUCCGAAUUGGCAGCCGCGCUGUGUGAAAUCGCUGCUGGUGAUGGGUACGCCGGGAUCGAAGGUGCCGUACGAGCAGCUCUUCAAGUGCAUCACCAUGGGCGACGUAGGCGUGGGGAAGUCGUGCCUGCUGCUUCAGUUCACGGAGAUGAGGUUUCGGCUGGAGCACGACCUCACCGUCGACGUCGAUUUCGGCACGCGCAUCGUUACUAUCGACGACAAGCCCACCAAGCUCCAGAUCUGGGACACGGCUGGCCAAGAAACAUUCAGGGAGGUAACUAGAAUGUACUACAGUGGUGCUGCUGCUGCCAUCUUGGUCUAUGACAUCACCAGGAGGGAGACUUUUGAUCAUGUUCCAAGGUGGCUGGAGGAUGCAAGGCAGCUUGCACCAGACAAUCUGACUGUAAUGCUAGUAGGGAACAAAUGCGACCUGUCUGAUAAACGUGCUGUCAGCUAUGAGGAGGGUGAAAGGUUCGCCAAGGGGCAUGGUCUCAUCUUUUUGGAGUCAUCAGCAAAAACUUCAGAAAAUGUUGAGGAGGCAUUCACUAUUGCCGCUAGAGCAGUGUCCAAGAAAAUCAAAGAUGGAGUCAUCGAUUUAUCACCAAAGGUCAGUUUUCAGUUGCCUGCCUUUUCCUUUUUCAAGAGUUUCUUCAAGUUUGUGCUAACCAAAUAUUUCUGGAUUACCAGCUGUUUCAAUGAUGAUUGAAUUCAAUCUUGGUUCUGUGUUAUGUACUUAUGUGUCAAGUCCUUAUGUGCGAAACAUGUGUAAUAUCGUGUUUUUACAACCCAGAGAAGUGUUCGUUUUUUGUGAAAAAGCAUCUUGGUGAUGGCAUUUCUUUUACAUAAUAUCUUGCCUGAAGAAAUAUGACUAAACGCAUCAGAGAUCUCAUGUUAUGUUCUAUGUGAGACCU
Molecule: messenger RNA, 922 nt
Organism: Phragmites australis (common reed)
Lineage: Eukaryota; Viridiplantae; Streptophyta; Magnoliopsida; Poales; Poaceae
Product: ras-related protein Rab-2-A-like
Exons: 5
Coding region: 55-717 (220 amino acids)
Cellular component (GO): Golgi apparatus
Molecular function (GO): GTP binding; GTPase activity
Source: RefSeq, a predicted model, not a curated record